AAUGAUUGGAAAAAAGGAAAUACAAAUUUCGAAUGCCACUCGAGAUAGAGUUGAAGCAUGUAGAUUAUACAUAGAACGUAUUCAUUUAUUAGUAUUUUUUGUUUAGGCAAAUAUGCAAAAUAAAUAUAAGAAGAAUAAUAAUAAUUAGAAGGUUGGUAGUAAUUAUCUAAACUUAUGGAUGCUCUGCAUAUGAAUCCAAAGGAAUAAGAAGUUAUUAAAAAAGAAAUUUUAAAAAAAGAAGCAGAAUAAAUGAGGAAAAAGUAUUCAAAAUUUCAAAUUUUAUAGGCGGACUAAAUUGAGCAUUGAGGAUUUUCAACCUCUAGCUAUUAUAGGCAGGGGAGCCUUUGGGGAAGUAAGAUUAUGCAGGCAUGUACCCUCUUAAUAAAUUGUUGCAGUCAAGAAAAUGAAAAAACAUGAAAUGAUUUUUAAGAAUUAAAUUGGUCAUGUGACUAACGAAAGAAAAGUCUUAGAAGAAGCAAAAGGAAAUAAUUGGAUUGUCGAAAUGAAAUGUUCAUUUUAAGAUGAAAAAAAUUUAUAUUUAGUUAUGGAAUAUUUACCAGGUGGUGAUUUGAUGACAUUACUUAUGAAAAAAGAUAUAUUAUCAGAAGCUGAGGCUCGCUUUUACAUGGCAGAACUAGUAUAAGCUGUUGCUUCAGUUCAUAAAUUAGGAUUUAUACAUAGAGAUUUGAAGCCAGACAAUAUUUUAUUGGAUAACAACGGACACAUAAAACUGUCUGAUUUUGGUUUAUGUAAAGACGCUGAAAUACACUUCGAUAAACCUGUAUUUUCUUAAAAAUUUAAAUCUAAAUAGACUAGGAGAGAAGUAAGAUAAUUAAAUAUAGUAUAGAAAGCAUUUUCAACCGUUGGGACUCCUGAUUAUAUUGCACCUGAAGUAUUUUUGUAAUAAGGAUAUGAUGGAUCAGUAGAUUGGUGGAGCGUUGGAGUCAUUUUAUAUGAAAUGUUGGUAGGAUAUCCUCCAUUUUAUACUGAUGAUCCUUCAACAACUUGCCAAAGAAUAAUUAGAUUUUAAUAAUGUUUUGCAUUCCCAGAGGAACCAAAGGUGUCUUAAUUAGCUAAAGAUUUAAUUAGUAAGUUGGUAUGUGAUGCAAAUACACGUCUAACAUAUGACUAAAUUAUCAGGCAUCCUUGGUUUGGUGGUUUGUCGAUAUUAAAAGUAAGAGAUAUGAAGGCACCUUAUAUUCCAACUAUUAGAAGUGAAUUAGAUACUAGCAAUUUUGAUAAAUAUGAGGAGGAGGAGCCUUGGAUUAACAAGGGGUAGAAGAGCACUAAGAAAGAAAUGACUUUUGUGGGAUAUACUUAUAAGCAAGAUGAUUUUGAAGAAAAGAGACCAAUUUAAAAGGCUCUUGAAGAAUUAGAGUAAUCAAGACCGUCUAAUUCAAGAGGGAAUACAAAGACUACUAAUUCUCCUUUUUAAAGUCCCAAUUUAUAAUUUAAAAGUCAAUUAAGCAAAUAAACUCCUUUAACUCAAUAGAUUAAAACCGUUAGUGCUACCUAAUCACCUUUUACCAAAUAAUAAACUGUUUCUCCUAUGCCUUUAAGUAAAAACCAAAAUUUUCAAAAAUCUUUCUUAAAUAACAGACUUCAAACAGAAUAAAACGAGAGCUUCCAUAAUACUAAUUAAUAAUAGAAUUUAAUUACGCAGGGCAACAUAGGGAACUUCAAUAAUGAAAAUACAAAUCCAAAUUCCAAUGCUCAAAAUAUUAAAAACUUUAUUUUUUCGAAGAUUUAAUAACACACAAGUAAUUAACCACAAACCUCUAACUUCAGCAAUAUUUAAAAGAAUGUUCAAUUUAAUGAGCUUUAAAAACUUGUUUAAAAUCAAAAACUUAGACCAGAUAAACCGGAUUAAGAGUAAACAAAAAUGUUUAGUAAUACAAACAACAACAUAAGUUCAUUAAAGUAAAAUAUCAUCAAUUAAUUCAGAGCUGUCAGUCCUUUAACAAAACGAUGA
This is a messenger RNA of Paramecium octaurelia, 1972 nucleotides long. NCBI's taxonomy places the organism in Eukaryota, Ciliophora, Oligohymenophorea, Peniculida, Parameciidae. The record is from the annotation of a GenBank genome assembly.